This is a messenger RNA of Octopus bimaculoides (California two-spot octopus), 3425 nucleotides long. RefSeq names its product ATP-dependent RNA helicase DDX51. Gene Ontology annotation, molecular function: nucleic acid binding; ATP binding. The record is from RefSeq and is a predicted model, not a curated record. Lineage: Eukaryota; Metazoa; Mollusca; Cephalopoda; Octopoda; Octopodidae.
CCUCCCUUAACCGGUGUCACCCGAAUCAUUAGAGAGACACAAUUCAGUUUUAUGUUGAACGUUUUUGGAAAGUGUUUAUUGACAGUUUAAAGAUUCGAUCAAGUUUUUUAUUAAUUGGAAUCGAAAUCAAAUCUUUUAAUUUACAUGUACAUUUAUAUUUAAUUUUUUUUUAAAAUUGUCUUAGUUUUAAGAGUAGUUCUUCCUGCUUUACACACUUCGUAACCACGUGUUUAAUGUAAACUUUCACCUCGCCGUUUUCAGAUGCCUUUAUUUAAUAUUAAGCGAUAUGAUGCUGACAGUGACUCAACUGGGCAAGUUUCAAAAGCCACAUAUCUUUCAAGAUUAAAACAUCUCUUGCAAGAUGCAAAUAAACGCAAAGAAGCAUUAGCAUCUCUGUCAGCUCAAAAAACCUCAGAAGAACCUGAGCAAAGUGAUGAAGUGGUUGUCCUAGAAACAGCUGAAGAUGAUGGUGGUGUUACUGUUAAAGAGAUUAAAGAAAUCAAAGAACAAGAAGUACAUCGCAAGAAAAAGAAGAAACGCAAAGACAAAAACAAAAUAGCAAGUCCCCAAGUGAACGAAACUGAAGUUGCCCUGACAGAAAAAACUGAAAGUAACCAAGUAUCAACUAAACAUAAAAAACGUAAAAGAAAAGCUUCUGUAGAUAAUAAUAAUAAUAAUGAUGAUGAGGAAGAGGCCAUUUCUUCACGUACUCUUGCUAAAAAACUGAAAUUUGAUUCUGAAAGUGUUGGUAAAUAUGAGGAUAAAGUGAAAGUGGACACAGAGGCAGAUGUGGAUGCAAAUUGCGUGAAUGAGGACCAACACUUGGAAGUGCCCCUUGAAAAACAGAAUGGGGAUGUUAAUGAAAGUUUUAUCCAAGAAGGACCACAUGAGUUUGGGGAAUUCACCGUUCUUGGAGAAUACAAAAGACAGGAAGUACAAAAGGUUUCUCGGAAAUUACCUGAUUGGCUGGUAAAACCAAAUUUGAUAAAAACUGAUCUUUCAGAAGAAAAAACACACGUUUCCGAAUUUGAAGGUCUUGAUGCUAAACUAAAGAAGAAGCUUCAAGAGAAUGGAAUCAAUUAUUUCUUUCCAGUGCAAUGCCAGCUGCUUCCAGUUCUACUUAAGGACGUUCGUUUUGGUGUGAAUGUCGGCUGUGCAGGAUACCAUCCUCGAGACAUCUGCUGUUCCAGCCCAACCGGGAGUGGAAAAACAUUUGCAUUCGUCUUACCAAUUCUUCAGUCACUCAAAGGUCGAGUUGUGUGUCGUGUAAGAGCUCUUGUUGUUUUACCAGCCAGGAGUCUUGCCCAACAAGUAUUCAAUGUUUUCCGAACUUAUGCUGCAGAUCUACAUCUGAAGGUUAUCUUAAUUAUGGGAGAGAAAGUCUUUCAAAAAGAACAAGAAUCUCUAGUUGAGAGAAGGUCUUAUGGUUAUGAAAGUUUGGCUGACAUUGUUGUGGCAACACCUGGAAAAUUAGUGGACCACAUCAAUCAAACUGAAGGCUUUGAUUUAACACACCUGAGGUUCUUGGUCAUCGAUGAAGCGGAUCGUGUCUUUGAUAUUAUGAAGUACGAUUGGUUGACCAACUUGGAGAAAGCUGUUUACAAGAUGCCAAUGUCUGACUCUGGUACCAGUUGUAGACCAAAGCCUGGUCCCAUAACAAUAAAUCAGGUUUCAAAGAUAUCCACUCCGUUCCAAAAGUUGCUGUUUUCGGCCACUCUCACAGAUGAUUCAGAGAAACUGCAAAAAGUGAACCUCUUCCAGCCUCGUCUUUUUCUUGCUUCUCAAAACAUUCUCAAGAGUUCCAAUAAAUCUGGAAGUGAAUCUGCUCUACCCAACACUGAAGAACCUGGCAAUGAUAUAAAGAAGCAGAAGAAUAAUGUUAACGGAGAACAAAAUAUCAGAUUUAUAAUUCCAGAAAGUCUUAAGGAGGAAUAUUUGAUAUGUAAUCCAUCUGAAAAAGUUAUCGCCUUACUUCAUUUGGUCCUUGAUCGAGGUUUUCAUAGUGUGGUUUGCUUCACCAACUCAGUUGAAUCAACUCACAGACUCUGUCUUCUCCUUAAACACAUUGACAAAUUCCCUGUCGCUGAAUUUUCUUCAAGAAUCAAAGUAAACCAAAAAGAAAAUAUUUUAGCAGCAUUUUCCAAGGGUUCCAUUAGAUUAUUGGUAUGUACAGACACAAUGGCUAGGGGAAUGGAUCUGCUUAAUAUUGACCUUGUUGUUUCUUAUGAGUACCCAAAGUUUGUGGAGACAUACAUUCAUCGUGUUGGCCGGACAGCACGAGCUGGGCAGCAAGGUACUUCUGUCAGUUUGUUGGAGUUUCAGCAGGUUGUUCACCUGAAAACAAUGCGUAAACAGUGCCAAAGCAAAAGUAGCCUUUCUCAAAUAAAACUCACAAAUCAAGUUAGAAAAAAGUAUGUCCCUCUUCUACGCAGUGCCGUUGAAGCUCUACCUAUAUCAUUAAAGGCUGAAAACAAGAAAAACCAACCAAAUAAGAAAACUUUACAGAGUAGCAAAGCUUAAAUAAAUUACAUCACUAACAUCACACUGAGUCAUAUUCAGACUUUUUUCAUCACACGUACAGUCAAGUAAAAUCAAAAUCAAAUCAAGUCAAAUCACGAUCAAAUGGAAAUUGUAGUUGUGGCCGAUGCCAGUGCCACCUGAUUGGCUCCUGUGCCAGUAGCACGUAAAAAGCACCAUCCAAACAUAGUCGAUGCCAGUUCCCCCCUCCCUCUCGCUGGCUCCCGUGCCAGUGGCAUGUAGAAAGCACCCACUACACUCUCGGAGUGGUUGGCGUUAGGAAGGGCAUUCAGCUGUAGAAACUUUGCUAGAUCAGAUUGGAGCCUGGUGCGGCCUCCUUGCUUGCCAGUCCCCAGUCAAAUCGUCCAACCCAUGCCAGCAUGGAAAACGGAUGUUAAAUGAUGAUGAUGAUGAUGAUGAUGAUACACAUGCACACACUCUCUUUCUCUCACAUAUAUAAGGUGGUGAGCUGGCAAAACCAUUAGCUAGACAAAAUUCUUAACCACGUUCUUAGUUCAAAUUCUGCCGAGGUUGACUUUGCCAUUCAUCCUAUCAGAGUCAAUAAAAUAAGCACCAGUUGAGCAGUGGAAUUGAUGUAAUUGACUAAGCCCUCUCCCCUAAAAAAUUUUUAGGACUUGUACCUUAGUAUAAAGGAUUGCUGUUUAACAACUACUACACAUUUAAUUAUCAGGGGUGUUAUCCUAAAGUUUAGUGAUAAGUCUCCCCAAAUUUCAAGAGUCUUAUUUAGUAUUCUUCAAGCUGUAUAUGCAUGCAUGCAUAUAUAUGUGUGUGUGUGUGUGUGUGUGUAUAAAUAAAUAUAUAUAUACGUAUAUGAGUGAUGCCAGUACCACCUGACUGAAAUUCAGUUUUGCCAUUAAUCAAUAAAUAAAGCUUUUACAAUUUGCAAA